AUGGGUAAAUUACUCUCUAACAUAAUAACAAAUCAGAAAGGAAAAGCGGAUAUUAGCUGUCUGAUAAAUGAGAAGGGGGAAUUGAUAACAAAUCUGGAGGAAAUUGAAACUGAAAUUGUAUCAUUUUAUAUGAAGGUUUACCCCACGGAUGGAAGCCCAAAAAAGGAAAAAUUGGAUGAGUUUGGUAUUGAGACCUACCAGGAGAUUCAUGGGAUGCUAUAUGGAAUAGAAGAGAUCAACAGCAGUCAUGAUCUUCUUCCGAACAUCACGUUGGGUUUCCAAGCCUAUGAUUCUUGUCUCAGUGUCCAAAACAGUUUAGCAGGAACGCUGCAAGUGUUAACAGGACAUAGCAAAGCCAUCCCCAACUAUAGAUGUCAAGACGUUCCCUUAAGCUCUGUCAUUGGUCAUACAUCCUCAACACAUUCUAUUCUCAUGGCUCAUGUUCUGGGACUUCUUAGAUACCCUCAGAUCAGCCAUUAUUCUACAAGCCCUCUCCUCAGUGAUCGAAGAAAAUUUCCCACUUUCUUUAGAACAGUCCCCAGUGAUGUUUUCCAGUCCAAAGGUAUUGCUCAGUUGGUUUUGCAUUUUGGAUGGACUUGGAUAGGGCUUCUGGCUAUGGACAAUGACUAUGGCCAACAAGGGAUUCAACUUGUCAGACAAGAGAUAGUAAAGGCGGGGGCAUGUGUUGCCUUCACAGAAACCAUCAUCCUAAGUCGACCAGAUCGCAACGCUCCACACAUUGUUAACAUAAUCAAACAAUCUUCAGCCAGGGUUGUGGUUGUCUUCUCUAAGGACAUUGACUUAUUUCCAAUAUUAGUUGAGAUGGUAAGACAAGAUGUUACCCAAAGGAUAUUUGUUGCCUGUGAAAUCUUGUCAAUCUCACAAUUCUUCCAGGGAAUGAACACAAGGCUUGUUUUGGGCACGCUUGGUCUAGCUGUAAACAGUGGGACAAUUUGGGGAUUUAAAGAUUACCUAAACAAAGUCCAUCCAUCCAAACCUUCGGGAGGAACAUGGGCGAAAAUUCUCUGGGAAAAAACUUUUCAUUGUGAAUUUAUUGAGAAGAACAAUGUCACAAGUACUUUCAAUUCUCCAACAAAACCAUGUACAGGAGCAGAAGACCUCGAGAGCAUAGCAAACAGCUACAAUGAUGUUGCCAACUUACGAGCAACAUACAAUGCUUACACCACAGUAAAGAUUAUCGGCAUGGCUUUGGAAAGCCUGAGAUCUUGUCAAAGUGAUGGAAAUGCAGGUCUUCACCGGACAUGUGCUGACAUUUCCAAGUUUGAGCCUUGGAAGCUUCUACGCUACAUAAAGCAAGCAAGGCUUAGACUGAGUAGUGGACAAGAACUCUAUUUUGAUAAGAAUGGAGACCCACCAGCAGUCUAUGAUAUAGUAAACUGGCAACUGGGCCCAUAUGAUACCAUAAAACACAUCAAGGUCGGAAGUUAUGACACUACUAGACCUUCAGAUCAAGUCUUUCAAAUAAACACAAGUAUCAUCCAUUGGCCUAGCGAAGAACAGACGGUUCCUCUCUCGGUCUGCAGUGAGAGCUGUCCUCCAGGUUUCAGGAAGGCUGCAAGAAGAGGACAACCUGUCUGCUGUUUUCAAUGUGUUCCAUGUCCUCAAGGCAAAAUAUCCAACCAAACAGAUGCUUUGGAUUGCAUCAAGUGUCCAUGGGAUCAAUGGCCAAACCUUGAAAAAUCUUUAUGUCUUCUAAAGACCAUAGAAUUUCUCUCUAAUGAAGACCCAUUGGGAUUAACCUUGGCGGUGACCACAAUUAUUUCCUGCUUAGUUCCUACAUCCAUAUUGCGGCUUUUCAUGAAAUAUAAGAAGACUCCCAUAGUAAAGGCAAAUAACUACCAUCUAAGCUUCUUUCUCCUGUUCUCAUUGAUGCUAUGUUUCCUCUGUUCCUUGGUUUUCAUUGGUCCACCCGGGGUUGAAAAGUGUCUCCUUCGACAAUGUACAGUUGGUAUUGUUUUUACGCUUUGUGUCUCUUGCAUCUUGGCUAAAACUAUGACAGUAGUGUUGGCUUUCAUGGCUACAAAACCAGGCAGCCGGCUGAAAAAAUGGACAAGCCUUAGGGCUUCUUUCUUAUUUAUAUUCAUAUGUUCCUUAUUACAAUUCAUCUUGUGUAUUGUUUGGGUGUCACUUGCUCCUCCAUUUCCCCAGUACAUUAAUACACAAAAACAACCCACUAUCAUCAGCUAUGAAUGUAAUGAAGGGUCACCUAUGGCAUUUUGGUGCAUGUUGGGAUAUCUUGGCCUCUUGGCCUCUAUCAGCUUCAUUGUAGCUUUUAUGGCCAGGAGACUUCCCGACAGCUUCAAUGAAGCUAAAUUCAUCACUUUCAGCAUGUUGGCCUUCCUUAGUGUCUGGGUGUCUUUUAUUCCGGCCUACCUUAGCGCUCAAGGAAAGUACACUGUAGCUAUGGAGAUAUUUGCCAUUCUUUGUUCAAGUUGGGCUCUGGUCAUCUGUAUGUUUCUUCCUAAAUGUUUCAUAAUCUUGUUUCGACCUUACAUGAACUCUCGAGAAUACCUUGUGAGGAAAAUUAGGUUUCAACGGCAUGGAUGA
Molecule: messenger RNA, 2568 nt
Organism: Hyla sarda
Lineage: Eukaryota; Metazoa; Chordata; Amphibia; Anura; Hylidae
Product: extracellular calcium-sensing receptor-like
Exons: 6
Coding region: 1-2568 (855 amino acids)
Biological process (GO): G protein-coupled receptor signaling pathway
Cellular component (GO): membrane
Molecular function (GO): G protein-coupled receptor activity
Source: RefSeq, a predicted model, not a curated record